Molecule: messenger RNA, 658 nt
Organism: Perkinsus marinus ATCC 50983
Lineage: Eukaryota; Perkinsozoa; Perkinsida; Perkinsidae
Exons: 1
Source: RefSeq, a predicted model, not a curated record
AGUUACAUUAUGGCAUUCAUCCCAUAUCUAUAUCUCACAUUCACCUUUGUUGCAGCACAGAGGAACAUUUCGGUAACUCCUAGUCGGACAAGUCCUCCUACCACCCCAGGGCCAGUGAAGUACUGCCCUAUUGGCUGGUGCCUGGAUUCCAAGUGGUUCAAGAAGCGUCCGUGUAUAACUCCGAAGCCCUAUGUCCUGCGAGACUGUUGGAAUUUGUUCUGUAAAAUUGAUGCUAAUCAUCGGGGCUUCUAUCCCACGAAUUCUCAAGGGAGAAGACAAGGAACUUAUUGUAAAGAUUGGCAGGAUCCCAAUGGUCGAAUUUGUUUCCACGAUACGAGCCUGCACUGCCAGUGUGAUAAACUUCAUAUCACACCUUUUUCACCUCACCCAAGAGAUGGGUGGUCAGAAGCACAGCCAUGCAGUUAUCCCCCUCCCCCAGGAGUUUUAACGUCGCCGCCACCACCGGAUUUCAACUAUUCAUCGAGCACUGGACUCAGCAGGAGCGAUGGUUUACGCCUUAUCAUUUUAACUGUUUUAUCGCCGACAAUAGUCUGGGCGAUUUAGCCUGUCAACUCAAGCUGACCUUCCGGUUAGCAGAUGGAACGGCUGUGUUCAUCGCACUCGCCCGAGUAAUAGAUUAUCAGCGCAACUAAGUUGC